AUGUCCACAAUGGAAAAUUAUGACCACAUACCAUUUUCAUACUGCAUCAAUGAUACACUGACUAUCCAGUCACAUAAUCCUCCGUCUCCGAUACCCAAAAGUGGACUCAUCCAACGAGCUACCUCUGUAGGACAGGAUCAGUCGCUGUCUCCUAUAGAGUUAUGUCUCCAGAACCCGCCACUGCCAGGCUCCGAUGGUAACAACUUCGUUUCCAUCAAGCUAAUCGAGGAAAUAAAUGUUGGCCAUGGCAAGAGGGCCCAGAUCUUUGUUGUCAGAUGCAUGAAUAGCUUCAAUUCUUCUUAUCCACCAACCGACCAGGACAUGGUCGCUAAGAUUUACGACCCAUUUUAUCAUGACUUUGAUGAGGACUCUCUCCUCGGAGCUGACUAUGACUACACGCAUGAAUGCGCUGCUUACACGCAUCUAUCAGACCUCCAGGGCUCGGUUAUUCCCAGGUUUUUCGGGUCCUACACCCUGAAAACAAGGAUCGGGGAUCGUUUUCGCCUGGCCCGAUUGAUUUUAGUCGAGCAGAUUAAUGGUCUGUCUAUGGACAGACUAAACCCGGAAACAUUUUCAAAGGAGGAGCGUCAGGAUAUCAUGAAACAAAUAGUUGACGGAGAGUCUUCUCUCUAUAUGAAAAACGUCUGCCACGAAGACCUACGCCCACAGAAUGUUGUGGUUCAACGAAGCGACUCACAAACAUUGCGAAUAGUUAUCAUCGAUCUGGGAAAAUCGAUUAUUGGUAGAUCCCGCAACCCCUCGAACAGCAGGGACGAGAGCCGAUAUCUGCCUGGCGUCGCAAUUAGCCUCUACUCAGAUGGAACGUCCAUUAUGACCGUCAUGCUUACUUUCACGAAUGGAUUGACUGGCCAUGGCAAGCGUGGCUUGAGGUUCAAUACAAGGAGGACGAGGUUACAAUUACAAAGGAACAACGAGAACUAUGGAAGAUCUAUGACUGGAUGCUGGAGGUAG
Messenger RNA from Aspergillus nomiae NRRL 13137, 972 nucleotides. RefSeq lists its product as uncharacterized. Lineage: Eukaryota; Fungi; Ascomycota; Eurotiomycetes; Eurotiales; Aspergillaceae. The coding region runs from base 1 to 972 and encodes 323 amino acids. The transcript has a single exon. The record is from RefSeq and is a predicted model, not a curated record. Gene Ontology annotation, biological process: protein phosphorylation. Gene Ontology annotation, molecular function: ATP binding; protein kinase activity.